Molecule: messenger RNA, 456 nt
Organism: Ruditapes philippinarum (Manila clam)
Lineage: Eukaryota; Metazoa; Mollusca; Bivalvia; Venerida; Veneridae
Exons: 4
Coding region: 1-456 (151 amino acids)
Molecular function (GO): nucleic acid binding
Source: RefSeq, a predicted model, not a curated record
AUGGGUGUGGAUAUUCAAACGUAUCGAGCAAGAAUUGGUACUUACAGUCAUUCCCAAGGCAGCGAUGUAAAAACUAUCCCCAACAUUUGCGGUGAAUUUAAAACUGUAGGAUGUGUGAUAUUCAUCGGAAUCCUUUUAAUAGUUGCUGGGAUUGAACUUAAUCCAGGGCCGAAGGAGAAAGGAACGGCGAAUAAUAUCACUUGCGCAAAGUCAUCAUGUAUCAAAAUUUCUCGGUUAAAAGAAAAUUUCAAUAAAGAGUUGCUUAAAUCAUUUUUCGAAAAAUACCUGGAGAAUGGCGGCGGAAAAGUGAAACAUAUUGAACUUGAUAGCAAAAUCCAAAGUGCCGUCAUCGAGUUUGAAGACAAUUCAGCUGUGAAAAGAAUAUUGGACAAUAAACCUUUAAUAAUUAAUGGAUUAGAAGUUGAAGUAGAAAUUAUUGUAACUGCUAACGGAUAA